Molecule: messenger RNA, 447 nt
Organism: Cadophora gregata
Lineage: Eukaryota; Fungi; Ascomycota; Leotiomycetes; Helotiales; Ploettnerulaceae
Exons: 1
Coding region: 1-447 (148 amino acids)
Source: RefSeq, a predicted model, not a curated record
AUGGAGUCCAAGUACAAGCCAGCUGAUUUCGGUAUCCCACAGAAGUGGAUGACUAAAGACGAGCUCCUCGCUAUUCGCCCAUACGCAGCACUCACAACUACUUUCUUCAACAGCAGACCGUCACACUACCGGUUCCUAGUCCCCCUCACUGAGAAAGAAGCGAUCAAGUACUGCAACAUGAAAGGGGAGACAUAUGAGAGAAUGAAGGGCAAGACUGCUGAGGAAGAUAAAGAGAUUAAUGAGAACCUCAGAGGAUUCCGAAGAUCGAUUCGUCGUGGCAUUCAAAUGGUGCUGGACAAGCGGCGGGAAGAGGGAGGUGGUGUAUGUGAUGGAGAACCGGAGGAGGAUUUGACACUCUACGAUGCAACCGAUGAUGAGUACUUCGAAGUAACGGGAGGUCAAAAGAUUGAUGCAGACGAUGAAAGCCAGGGCUGGGUACUUCUUUGA